ACCAAUCACCGCGCGCGGGUGUCCGCUUCGGCUUUUCGGCCCUUCGUCCCUUCGGUUCUUCGGCUUGUUGGCGUUCGCGGCUGUUUGGCCAUCCCGGGCCUUCAGCAGCGCCGCUAAAGCGCAGUGCUCGUUGGUGUAACUUUUUCUUUUCUUUUUUUUUUUUUUUUUUUUUAGCCACUUCCGGCUCCUGCGUCGCUCCGGAAGCCUGCUAGUUCCGGAAGCCUUGGUAAUCCAGAUUCUGCUAGGAAAAGACAAGCUUUCCAGAGAAUGUUUCAGAGAAAGUUACGUGGAGCGUGGGCGUUUCGCAGACUCCUAAGUGGUCUGGAACCUAACCUAGAGUGUCUCUGAGCUUCUGGCAAGUAUGAGGCAAGGGUUUCACAGAAGAACUUGGAGCAAAAAUUCCCACUGCCAUAGCUAUAGGCUGUCCAGUCUUGAGGGAGCUGCAGGAACGGGAAAAUGAGACCUUCAGAGAAGACAUGGCUUCCAGAAAAGAGAAUGCAAAGAGUGCAAACAGAGUGCUAAGAAUAAGCCAGUUGGAUGCGCUUGAACUAAACAAGGCCCUGGAGCAGCUAGUUUGGUCCCAGUUUACUCAGUGCUUUCAUGGAUUUAAACCUGGGCUAUUAGCUCGCUUUGAGCCAGAGGUGAAAGCGUGCUUAUGGCUUUUCUUGUGGAGAUUCACCAUCUACUCCAAAAAUGCCACAGUGGGACAGUCAGUUUUGAAUAUUCAGUACAAAAAUGAUUUUUCCCCUAACCUGAGAUAUCAGCCACCCAGUAAAAAUCAAAAAAUCUGGUAUGCUGUUUGUACAAUUGGUGGGAGGUGGUUAGAAGAACGAUGCUAUGAUUUGUUUCGAAACCAUCAUUUAGCAUCAUUUGGGAAAGUCAAGCAGUGUGUGAAUUUUGUGGUUGGACUUUUGAAAUUAGGUGGACUGAUUAAUUUUUUGAUUUUCCUUCAGAGGGGAAAGUUUGCAACUUUGACAGAACGUCUCCUAGGCAUUCAUUCUGUAUUUUGCAAGCCUCAAAACAUACGUGAAGUUGGCUUUGAAUACAUGAAUAGGGAACUUCUCUGGCAUGGUUUUGCUGAAUUUCUGAUUUUUCUCUUACCACUUAUCAGUGUCCAGAAGUUGAAAGCCAAGCUGUCUUCAUGGUGUAUCCCUCUUACUGGUGCACCUAAUAGUGACAAUACAUUAGCCACUAGUGGCAAAGAAUGCUCUCUUUGUGGAGAGUGGCCCACCAUGCCUCACACCAUAGGAUGUGAGCAUAUUUUCUGUUAUUUCUGUGCUAAGAGUAGUUUCUUAUUUGACAUGUACUUUACUUGUCCUAAGUGUGGCACAGAAGUGCACAGUCUGCAGCCACUGAAAUCAGGAAUUGAGAUGUCAGAAGUAAAUGCUCUUUAGAAACUAAAAUUGCUUCCUCUGAGGAAAAAAAUGCACCGUGUUUAAAUUCUGAAUGUUAGUCAUCCUAAGUAAACGAUUUAUGUAUCCUUUAUAAGGAAUGUGCUGCCUAGCCAUUGUCUUCUGCUCCUUUCCAGUCAUGACUAAAUUCUAAUCACUAGAAACCAUGUGAUUCUAAAUAUAUUAUGGAAAUGUUAUUUAAAUCAUUGCAUUCAAUUUUUAAUGUCAAGAAUAGUGGACAACUUUUGUCAGGUGACUACUAACAAUGCUCCUUCAUUUUACUACUUCUUAAAACGAGGUUGGAUUCUAAAGAUAAAGAUUUUGGAGACUCUGGGAUGAGUGUGCAUUUAUUUUCAGAGAUGACAUAAUAUGAUAAUGUGACAACUAUAAGACUGUUGUUUUAAACCUUAAGACCUGAUGCCUCAGUUCUCAGUUGUAAUUUUUUUUUUUUUUUUUUUUGAGACGGUGUCGCGCUCUAUCACCCAGGCUGGAGUGCAGUGGCGCAAUCUCUGCUCACUGCAACCUCCGCCUCCCAGGUUCAAGCAAUUCUUCUGCCUCAGCCUCCCGAGUAGCUGGGACUACAGGUGCGUGUCACGAUGCCCAGCUAAUUUUUGUGUUUUUAGUUUCACCGUGUUAGCCAGGAUGGUCUCGACUCCUGACUUUAUGGUCUAUCCACCUCGGCCUCCCAAAGUGUUGGGAUUACAGGCGUGAGCCAGUGCCCGGCCACCUCAGUUGUAAUGUUACGCUGUUCUCCGAAGCCAGUUUUUAAGAAGUUCAGUCCUCAGCUGUCUGACCCCUCCACAGUUGGCUUUAUAUUCAGAAAGCAAAAAUUACUUAAGGCAACUUGGAAGUGAGGCCUGGGAACAACUGGGGGCAACUAGUACGAACAGCACUAUUUACAGGUCUCUUUCUCUUGCCUUUGAUUCAGAGCUCUCAUUCUCAGUAAAUAUUGAUAGUUUUAUUGAAACAAAAGAGGCCUUUAGCAUGGUAAUAAUACAGCAGCGCAUAUCAAGAUAAUUCUGUAUCAUUCACUCCUUUUCUCUGCAUUUUUUAACUUAAAUUUAGACUCUUAAAAUUGUAUAGAAUUAUUAGGUUGAACAUUGAAUUAUUUCAAGUCUUAACUAGAAUUUUUUUAAAAAACAGGUUUUAAAUGUUUUUAAAUAAAUGUCUUGCUAGUAUGGUGGAAAUACACUGCCAGUUCAUUUUUCUCUUCAUCUUUCAUUGAAAAGCACUCAGGUGCCAGGUACUGACGUAGCCAUUGGAGGCACAACACUACAUUAAGCAGGAAAAAGAAAGUUACCUUCGUGGAGUUUACAUUCUGUGAUUGAAUGAACUGUAAGUUUGAUUUAGAUUCAAUUUAGUGUAAGAUACCGAAGAAGUUUUGUAGUUUGAGUUAAGAGUAUUUUACAUCUUAAGAGUUUUCCUUCUUUUGCCUCCUGUAAUUUUAAAACAUUAUUGUAGAAAACAUCAACAAUUCAGGAAAAAAUAUAAAAUCAACUCUCCCACAAUUUUUUGAGAGAGAUCAUCACUAUAUUUUGCUAUAUUUGUAGAUUUGUUGCACAUACAUUUCUUAUCUACAAAAUUAUUACAAUGAAUAUGCAAUUUUGUUAUUUUUGAAAAAUAGCAUUUUUUCGUAUGCAUAAAUAUUCUUCAAAAAUAUUUUAGGGCUGAACACAAUGGCUCAUGCCUGUAAUCUCAGGCUCCCUAUUUAGGGAGGCAGAGCCCAGGAGUUUGAGGUCGUUUCUAAAAAAAUAAAAAUAUAUACAAACGUCUUUUUUUUUUUUUCUUUGGUGAGAAAGGGCCUCACCCAGUCACCCAGGUUGGAGUGCAGUGGUGCAAUCAUGGCUAACUGCAGCCUUUCCCUCCUGGGCCUCAAGUGAUCCUCCCAUCUAAGCCUCCCAAGUUGCUGGGACCACAGGCCCAUGCCACCAUGCCUGGCUAAUUUUUUUUAGAGAUGAGGUCUCACUUUGUUGCCCAGGCUGGUCUUGAACUUCUGGGCUCAAGCAGUCCUGCUACCCUGGCCUCCCAAAGUUGUGGGAUUAUAGGCAUGAGCCACUGCACCCGGCCAUAAUAUAUUUUCGAAAGGCUAUGCAUAUGCCAUCGUAUUCCUAUUCCUAUUAUUAUUUAACCACCGUCAUAGAGUAUUUAGGUUCUUUUCACUUUCUGUUGUGAAUAAUGCAAUGAUGAAUCUGAGUUCAUUAAGUGAAGAGUCCAGCUGCACACUGCAGGCCCAGUCUGGAUGUAGGUGCUCAGAUGGUUCUCUUUGAGACAGGCUUUAGCCCUUGGCUCUCAUUUUUAUGAUGCGUCUACAUGGCAUGAGGGACACAGAUCCUGCUAGGAUUCAAAUCCCACUUGUGUAUAACCUAGGGCAAUGUGCCACAUCUCUGCACAUCUGUACAUUGUAAGGAUUACAUGUUUAGUGUAAAUAAAACUCUUAAAACAAUAUCUGACACAUACUAAAUAGGAUAUAAUAGUAGUGCUUUCCUUUGCUGUUGUCAGUAUUAUUCUGAGUCAGUUUCAUUCUCACACAGAAUGAUGGCCGCUAGAAACUCAAGGCUUAUAUUCUGCUAGUUUUCUGAUCCCACUGGCAUGAGAUACUCUUGCCUAAUAGUUCCCGCUAAAGUCCAGGAGCUCACUGUUACUGGUCUGCCUUGGAUUAUGUGCACAUUCCUGAACCAACCACCAUAGCUAGGGGAUGGAAAAUACUGUUCCUGGUUACUUAAAUGUAGGUGACACUCCUCCCAUAUACCACAUGAACCUAAAGGAGUCCUGGAGGAGGCUGUUCACCACAGGAAACUGAGGUGUUCUUAGAAGAGUGGAUGCUGGCGGAUAGAUCUCUACUAGUUAAGAGUCUACAUUUGCCUUACUCAUUUCAAAAGUCUACAUGCAGUCUCAUUUUACCAGUGAUCUAGUUUGAUAAGGACAUUCAUAAGUAACUGGAUGAUUCCUCAACAUUGCAGAUUUGAAAGGAUUAAAUAAAGUCAACAAAAUUUUGUUAUAUCAACAAUUUUGUUAUAUUAUUUUGAUAGAGUAACUUCUAAGUGGUUGUUAUCCAUAUUGUCAAAAUCUUAACAUGAAAACAGUACUUCACAUAUAUGCUAGCUGAUAGACUUGUGAGUAUUAGGGGGGCGGUAUUUUUUUCCAUAGACCCUAAUGACACUUAGUGAAAAUAGAUUUUUAUUAUUUUUCAUUUUUAUUUAACAUCUGCUACCUCUAGUAGGUGAUAAUCCCCGUGAGUUCAGAGACCAUGACUGUUUUGUUCAUCACUAGAUAGCCAGAGCCUUUUAGUUCUAGUGUAGCAAUAGAAACGUUUUAUUAGCUGAAUAAACCUAAGGUCACAGAUAGGGUUCUGCAGAAGCUGGCACUGAAAGCGGUUUGAAGUACAAGAGAUUUUUAUGUAUAACUCUCAGGGAUGCAUGCCUGUGAAGGGAAAGAGCAAAGAAGCAGGAAUAGGCAGAAGAAAUGGGAGUGCUCUAAAGCAGGCCUGAAAAGAGUUGGCCAACCCAGAGGGGAGCUCUGAGCUAGUGUCAUCUGUCAGAAUGUUUAAAUUAGGCCAAAGUAAAUAGGCCUUUUUACCUACACUUCUAUCAGUCACUGGGUGUGGGCAGCUCUGGGAAGGUUGUGAUCUCAAGCAUGGCAGCUCUGUCGCGGAAGCAUAUCCAGCAGCUGGAGGCAGUCCACUGACCACACUCCAUAGCUGGGCACUAUGUCCAUCCUUGCAGAAGGAGCUGGGUGGCAUAUCUUGGUGUGUACCACAUCUAAUACUGUCCAUUUUUUCCUUUAUAGUUUCCUUUUUUUUUUUUUUUCUUGCAUAUAGUACGCUUAACAAACAACACACUAAUGCCAGGUAGUGUUCAGUUUAUAAACAAUAGAUUUAUGACUGGCUGACACACCCAGGUGUCUCUUGAGUAUCUCUGCCCCACUGCAGAUACCAGACUUCCUGGCCAAGUUGCUAUGUCAGCCCCCAGGAACUCUAUUCAGUCUCUGCCUCUUUGGACACUGCCAGAAGAGUUGCUCUACCUCUGGUGCAACUGUUUCUACUCCCCAGCAGCCUCCAGGCUCAAGCUUUAGGAAAACUGGGUGGGAUUUAGCAACAUGAUAUGUUUCCAUGUUAGCCUCAAGUAGGUAACCAUCGGUUACAAAUGUUCUUCCUUGGGAAAAUAAAAACAUUUACGCUUAACAUUUUUGUUUUCUCUCCCAUGCGCUUGCUCUCAAAUCAAGCUUGCUACUUUUGUAUUUAAAGUACCCAAGCGACUUCAGUGAUCAUAUCUAAAUUACUCAGAUAUCCAUCAGAGCUCACAUAAGGUAUGUCCUACUACUUUGCUCUCAGCUCCCCUGCUUUCAGUAUUUAGUGACUGGAUUUGGGACAAGUUUAUUUAACUUCUUUAAGAUUCAAUUUGUUCACCUAUGAAAUGGACAUUCAGUGAUAUCUACCUCUUAGAAUUCUAAUGGGAAUUAAAUAAAGCAUUCUCU
Molecule: messenger RNA, 5864 nt
Organism: Macaca mulatta (Rhesus monkey)
Lineage: Eukaryota; Metazoa; Chordata; Mammalia; Primates; Cercopithecidae
Source: RefSeq, a predicted model, not a curated record